This is a messenger RNA of Penicillium canariense, 582 nucleotides long. It is a transcript of the gene cnaB, whose product is annotated as calcineurin regulatory subunit B. Gene Ontology annotation, molecular function: calcium ion binding; calcium-dependent protein serine/threonine phosphatase regulator activity. The coding region runs from base 1 to 582 and encodes 193 amino acids. The record is from RefSeq and is a predicted model, not a curated record. The transcript has 5 exons. NCBI's taxonomy places the organism in Eukaryota, Fungi, Ascomycota, Eurotiomycetes, Eurotiales, Aspergillaceae.
AUGGAUCAGCCCGCCGAGCCCAACACGGCCGCCAUGCACCAUGUGCAGCGCCGCCGAGGCUCUGUUGGCACUACGCAGCUCUUCGAUAACAUCGUGUCGACCUCCAACUUCGACCGUGAAGAAGUGGACCGACUGCGCAAACGGUUCAUGAAGCUCGAUAAGGAUGCUUCUGGCACGAUCGACCGUGACGAGUUCCUUUCCCUCCCCCAGAUCUCCUCCAACCCGCUGGCCACUAGAAUGAUCGCCAUCUUCGACGAGGACGGCGGCGGCGAUGUCGACUUCCAAGAAUUUGUGACUGGAUUGUCGGCCUUCAGCUCCAAGGGCAACAAGCAAGAGAAGCUGCGCUUCGCCUUCCGGGUCUACGACAUUGAUCGCGACGGCUACAUCUCCAACGGCGAACUGUUCAUUGUUCUCAAGAUGAUGGUGGGCAACAACCUGAAGGACAUCCAACUGCAGCAGAUUGUGGACAAGACCAUCAUGGAGGCCGAUAAGGACGGCGAUGGCAAGAUCAGCUUCGAGGAAUUUACCGAGAUGGUGGAGAGUACGGAUGUCAAUCUGAGCAUGACCCUGAGUCAAAUAUAG